AUGCAGGGCACCACGUAUCUCCGAACUGGGUUCCAAUUAGAAAUUGGAAAACUUGCCGCAAAGUUUUCACGUCAACCAGCACUCCGCCCGUGGUCCGCCGUGUGGAUCAACCGAUCAACGCAGGCCAGAGCCAGAGGAUAUCGGACAAGCGCACAGCUGCAAACGUUCUGGACGUCAUCUCUAUCAGGCAAGUUAGCAAAAAUGCUGACCAAGGCGGCAGUGGUGUCCGUCCUGAUCUUCCUCCUCACCGCUGCCCGGCAUGGUUCCUCCUCCCGGAGCUACAACGCGAUAUACAACUUCGGGGACUCCAUCUCCGACACCGGCAACCUCUGCACCGGAGGCUGCCCGUCGUGGCUCACCAACGGCCAGCCGCCGUACGGCGACACCUACUUCGGCCGCCCGACCGGACGCUGCUCCGAUGGCCGGGUCUUAGUCGAUUUCUUAGCUGAGUUCUUCGGUCUGCCCCUGCUCCCGCCGUCCAAGGCGAACGGCACCGACUUCAAGAAAGGCGCGAACAUGGCCAUCAUCGGCGCCACCAGCAUGAACUUGGACUUCUUCCAGUCUCGCGGCCUAGGCAGCAGGAUAUGGAACAACGGCGCCCUGGACACCCAAAUCCAGUGGUUUCGGCAGUUCCUGCCUUCCAUCUGCGGCAGCGCCGCUGAUUGCAAGAGCUACCUGAACGGCUCUCUGUUCAUCUUGGGCGAGUUCGGGGGCAACGACUACAACGCCCCGAUCUUCGGCGGCAAGGGCGUCGACGAGGCCAUCAGCUACGUGCCGCAAAUCAUCGACAAGAUCACAGGCGGUGUAGAGACGCUGAUCGGGCUGGGCGCCGUGGAGGUGGUGGUGCCGGGCGUGCUGCCGAUCGGGUGCUUCCCUCUGUACCUGACACUGUACGGGAGCUCCAACCAGAGCGACUACGACGGGGACGGCUGCCUGAAGCGCUUCAACGACCUGUCCAUCUACCAUAACCAGCUGCUCAGGCAGGGGAUCUGCGACCUCCAGAGCAAGCACACCGGCGUCAGGCUCAUGUACGGUGACUUCUACUCGCAGGUCACGGAGAUGGUCCGCUCUCCGGUGAGCUUCGGAUUGAAAUACGGCCUGAAAGUUUGCUGCGGCGCGAGCGGGGAAGGGUCCUACAACUACAACAACCAGGCGAGGUGUGGCAUGUCCGGCUCAAGUGCCUGUGGGGAUCCCGAGAACUACUUGAACUGGGACGGCAUUCACUUGACCGAGGCUGCCUACCGUUCGAUCGCGUAUGGGUGGCUCACGGGCCCCUACUGCACGCCUGCCAUUCUGCAUUGA
Lolium rigidum is the source of this 1302-nucleotide messenger RNA. RefSeq names its product GDSL esterase/lipase At5g45910-like. The record is from RefSeq and is a predicted model, not a curated record. Bases 1 to 1302 code for a protein of 433 amino acids. The transcript has 7 exons. Lineage: Eukaryota; Viridiplantae; Streptophyta; Magnoliopsida; Poales; Poaceae. Gene Ontology annotation, molecular function: hydrolase activity, acting on ester bonds.